GAGCUGUGGGCAGCUGUCUCCUUGGGAGGACACAGUAGGUGGCUGAGGAGGAUGUUGUGCCUGGGUUCCCUCCUCCCCGUGGGCUCACUCCUCCUCCUCCUCCUCAGCCCUGAGGCCCGGGGAGAAUACGGCGUGGUCCGCAUCGUGUCAAAGAAUUGGAGUAAGGACUAUUGUGUCUUGUACAGCUCCGACUACGUCACUCUCCCCCGGGACCUGCACCAUGCCCCACUCCUGCCUCUGCAUGAUGGCAUCAAGACACCAUGGUGUCCGGAUGAGGACUCCUUCCACCAGGACCAGGACAGCUCCCCUAGACAGCGACCCCUCCACCAGACUACUACCAUGGUGAUGCGUGGUAACUGCAGCUUCUACACCAAGGGCUGGCUGGCUCAAGGCCAAGGUGCCCAUGGGCUGCUCAUUGUGAGCCGGGCCAAGGAUCAACAGUGUUCAGACACCAUCUCCAAGCCCCAGGACCCCAGCAAACCCCGGCCUGCCCUCACCAUCCCGGUGGCUGUGCUCCGCUAUACCGACCUGCUGGACAUCCUCAGACACACUCACGGUGACACCAAUAUCCGUGUAGCCAUGUAUGCUCCCCUAGAGCCCAUUAUCGACUAUAACAUGGCAGUUAUCUUCAUACUGGCUGUGGGCACUGUUGCUGCAGGUGGCUACUGGGCUGGCCUGAUGGAGUCAGACCAGCUGCAGAGGCACCAGGCCCGAGGAGGAGGGGGGUUUGGUGGUCACAAUCAGCCACAAGCGGGGGUAGCUGAGAGGUUCCAGAGGGCCCGGGAAGAUGAAGACGAUGAUGAUGAUAUGUCUGUGGAUUUUACACCAGCCAUGACGGGCGCUGUGGUCACCAUGUCCUGCUCCAUCAUGAUUCUGCUCUACUUCUUCUAUGACUGCUUUGUCUACGUCAUGAUCGGGAUCUUUGGUCUGGGUGCCAGUACUGGCCUCUACAGCUGCCUGGCACCCAUAGUGCACCACCUGCCCCCAUGGCAAAACCAAUGGGCACUGCCCGACCGCCGGGCUUAUAUGAAGUUGCCAUUACUACUGCUGGCAGGCCUGUGUGCCAUGGUGACUCUUCUCUGGGUCAUCUACCGCAACGAGGACCGUUGGGCAUGGCUCCUGCAGGACACCUUGGGUGUUGCCUACUGCCUUUUUGUGCUGAGGCGGGUGCGGCUGCCCACGCUCAAGAACUGCACCUCCUUCCUGCUGGCCCUGCUGGCCUUCGAUGUCUUCUUCGUCUUCGUCACACCCCUCUUCACCAAGACUGGCGAGAGCAUCAUGGUGGAAGUGGCGUCAGGCCCAGCAGAUUCUUCAAGCCAUGAGAGGCUGCCCAUGGUGCUCAAAGUGCCCCGACUGAGCUUCUCAGCCUUGACGUUGUGUGACCAGCCUUUCUCCAUCCUUGGCUUUGGUGACAUCGUCGUCCCCGGCUUCCUGGUGGCCUACUGUCACCGCUUUGAUGUGCAAAUCCACUCUCGCCAGGUCUACUAUAUGGCCUGUACAAUGGCCUAUGCCAUAGGCCUGCUGGUCACCUUCGUUGCCAUGGUCCUCAUGAAGAUGGGCCAGCCUGCUCUGCUGUACUUAGUGUCUAGCACCCUGCUUACCAGCCUUGCCGUGGCCGCCUGCCGCCAAGAGCUUACCCUUUUCUGGACUGGCCAGGGCAGAGCCAAGAUCCCUGCUGGGCCUGUGGCAGAGCCCUCCAUUGCUUCUGCGGUGAGCUCCAAGCUGAAGCUGGAGGGCGUGACAGAUGCCCAUAGAACCAACGGGUUUGAGGAGGCCGCCGACCAAGAGUCAAGGGACUUAGACAGCAACCUUGGGGAUGACAUGUCAGAGAUGCUCACCCUCUCUGAGGACGAAGCCACGAGUCCAGAGGGCCACAGUGAGAGCUCCGAAGGCUGGAGUGAUGCCAACUUGGAUCCUGGGGAACUAUCUCCUGGUUCCCCCAUGGCCCUGGAGGAGCUGAUGCCUCUGGCCAUGUUGAUACCACUGAUCCCACCAAUGCCACCCCCCUCAGAGCUGGGUCGCAUCCACACCCAGGCUCAGGUCCACGAUGCCAGCCUGCCCUGGAUGGGGCUGCAUAGGAGAAAGGGCUUGAAAGUGAAGAAGUGCCCAUCAACCCAAGCUCCCCUAUGAACAGAGCUCCCUGGGACCUGGACCUCUCAAAGGACUUCCAGAACACUGAACAGCAAAGCCAGACAGGAUGAGAGAUCGGGCAUUAGAGAAACUCCCUAUCUUC
Molecule: messenger RNA, 2233 nt
Organism: Peromyscus eremicus (cactus mouse)
Lineage: Eukaryota; Metazoa; Chordata; Mammalia; Rodentia; Cricetidae
Gene: Sppl2c
Product: signal peptide peptidase like 2C
Exons: 1
Coding region: 52-2130 (692 amino acids)
Biological process (GO): membrane protein proteolysis
Cellular component (GO): Golgi-associated vesicle membrane; lysosomal membrane; cytoplasmic side of endoplasmic reticulum membrane
Molecular function (GO): aspartic endopeptidase activity, intramembrane cleaving
Source: RefSeq, a predicted model, not a curated record